ACACAACGGAAAUAAAAAUACCCUGCCUGCAAGAGCAGCUGGAGUGCCCGGGGUGAGCGUGGAGCCAGAGCAAAGAGGGGCAGCCUGGGAAAAUGAACAGCUUGGCGUGCCGGUAUGUGCCUGAUUCUCAGUUUUCAUGGAAACUGCCUGUGGGGUGUGAGUUUUUCCUUGCAAGCUCUUGGAUAGGGCCAUCUUCCCAAGCCGAGCAAGCGCAGCGUGUUCUCGUGGCUCGCCGAGGGGCUGUGGUGGUACCCACGGCAAGUAGCAGCAGGACGGUGUCGUUUGGGAUCUCCUGCCAUGCAGUGGAGUAGGGAGCUGCUUGGGCGAACACGCAGUGAUUCAUGGCGCAUCAUCGCAGGAGGAGGCGGCGAGACUGAAUCAGUGGUGCCUGAGGAUGUGUGCAGGCAAGGGAAUAUGCUGCAGGACUGCCCGAAAGCCCGCAGGGAAGUGGAGCUGCACUGGAGGGCAUCGCAGUGCGCGCACAUUGUCCGCAUCAUGGAUGUCUAUGAGAACCUCUACCAGGGGAGGAAGUGUCUGCUCAUCGUCAUGGAGUGCUUGGACGGCGGGGAGCUUUUCAGCCGAAUUCAAGACAGGGGAGACCAGGCCUUCACAGAACGGGAGGCUUCAGAGAUAAUGAAGAGCAUUGGGGAAGCCAUUCAGUACCUACACUCGAUCAACAUCGCGCACCGGGAUGUGAAGCCGGAAAACCUCUUGUACACCUCCAAAAGGCCCAAUGCUGUGCUAAAACUCACGGACUUUGGCUUUGCUAAAGAAACCACCACACACAACUCCUUGGCCACUCCGUGCUACACGCCGUACUACGUGGCCCCGGAGGUGCUGGGCCCGGAGAAGUACGACAAGUCCUGCGACAUGUGGUCCCUCGGUGUCAUCAUGUACAUUCUGCUGUGUGGGUAUCCCCCCUUCUACUCCAACCACGGCCUGGCCAUCUCACCUGGCAUGAAGAAGCGAAUCCGAAUGGGCCAGUACGAGUUUCCCAACCCCGAAUGGUCCGAAGUGUCGGAGGAAGUUAAGCAGCUGAUCCGCAACCUCCUGAAGACUGACCCGACCCAGCGCAUGACAAUAACGGAGUUCAUGAACCACCCCUGGAUCAUGCAAUCCAUGCAAGUGCCCCAGACCCCGCUGCACACCAGCCGCGUGCUGAAAGAGGAGAAGGAUCUGUGGGAGGACGUGAAGGAGGAGAUGACGAGCGCGCUGGCCACCAUGCGAGUGGACUACGAACAAAUCAAGAUCAAGAAAAUCGAAGAUUCCUCAAACCCUUUGCUGAUGAAGAGGCGGAAGAAAGCAAACCCCACCGAGCCCGCCGCGCUCCCCCACUGAGGGUUCCCUACGCCCACCGGCCCUUGAGAAAGCAAUAACUAUAUAUAUAUAUUUUUUAAGAAAAAAGACAAAAAGAGACAGACUGUUAUAUCAAGCGCAUGGAAUUCAGACAUUUAUACCAGACUAGUUAUUUUUAGCUACUCACCUGUGUUUCUGACCUUUCCGGAGCAGGCGGUAAGACCCCCCUGUCAGAUCCACACUCUGCGGCCAGGGGUUUUGUCCUGUUAGGCGAAUGCCGCCGAUAAUUGGAAUUUUUUUCUUUUGUGAAACAGUUUUGAUUAUUUUUUUUUUUUCCUUCCUUCCAAAGACAUGGAAAUUCCUGUGGUGACCUUUUUAGGAUAUAUAACAUAUAAAUAUUUUUUAAAAACUACUGUAGAGCUGAAACCCAGACAGCGUGCUCCCUGCGUGAAUGCUGGCUAGAAAUGGGCUUUGGGCUUGGGAGCGGGUCGGGGAGACGGGGAAGGAGAGCUGCCUUCUCCCCCAUCCCGCUGUGCAUGGCAGGGCUGGUGUUGAGGGGUCCCUGUGAACACUGUGCUUCUUUGCUGGCCUGGAAAACUGCUGCUUUUAAAGCACGGUAGCCAAAACCACC
Molecule: messenger RNA, 1927 nt
Organism: Pygoscelis adeliae (Adelie penguin)
Lineage: Eukaryota; Metazoa; Chordata; Aves; Sphenisciformes; Spheniscidae
Gene: MAPKAPK2
Product: mitogen-activated protein kinase-activated protein kinase 2
Exons: 10
Coding region: 298-1338 (346 amino acids)
Biological process (GO): peptidyl-serine phosphorylation; cellular response to vascular endothelial growth factor stimulus; intracellular signal transduction
Cellular component (GO): nucleus; cytoplasm
Molecular function (GO): ATP binding; calcium/calmodulin-dependent protein kinase activity; calmodulin binding
Source: RefSeq, a predicted model, not a curated record